UCCAGAGUAGAAGGACUGAAGGAUCCUCUGGGAAACUUUAAAUUUCCUCAGCUGCCUGAGGUGGUAGAGGCGCUGCCUUGCCUUUCUCACCAGAGUGUCUGUGUUUGUUGACCAUGUCAGAUCCUCGGUGAUGUGGACUCCCAGGUAUUUAUACCCGCUCACCCUCUCCACAGUAGUCCCGUUAAUCCCCAGUGGUGAGUACGUCCUCUGUUGUUGUACCCUCCUAAAGUCCACAAUCAGCUCCUUAGUUUUUGUGACAUUCAUGAUGAGGCUGUUGUCCUAAUAUAUCAGUAUAUGUGUAUUAUAUAAGUAUACGUGUAUAAUAUAAGUAUAUCAGUAUAAUAUAUUAACAGCAGUUUAUAAUGGAUACCACUCUAAGCUGUCACAUGAGAAGUGUUCUAUAUAUUAAAUCAUCAGGUUGUUUUGAUGAUUGCAACGCUUCGCGUUUUUUGAGCCUCCGUGGACGCCGUACUUCACCCGGAAGUAGAGUUUGAAGGCGUUUCAACGCGGGAUAUUUGUUUACAUGUGGAUUGUUUACGUGUGGAUCCAGUAAUCGAUCCUGAUAUCAGCCCUCAGCGAUCAGCUGUGGACAUGGACUCCCCACCGCUGGUCCUGGAUCAGCUCCAGCCCGGCGGGGACGCUGAAGCCUCCUGGUUGAAGGAGGUGUUCGUCUUCCUCUCAGAACACCUGUCUCCUGAGCUCUGUGGCUCCGCCCCUCAGGCUGCUGAGGACUCACUGACAGGUGUGUUCCAGAGGCUCCAGGCCCAGCUGGGAGGCCCUCACCUGUUCCCCGUGAGCUACAGGCCCGUGUCCGUCUCAGGGCUGCUCACCCUGCAGCACCUGGCUUGUGUCAGCAACCUGUCCUGGAGCACCAAUCAGCAGCGAGCGUGGGCAAAGGAGGCGGAGCUUUCUCUGCCAGGUCACCUGGCUCUGCCGCGGGUCAACCUGCUGCUGAUUGGCUACCUGAGAGAGGGGCGGGCCGGAGAGUGGAGGCUGACGGACACCAGUGGCAGCGUCAGGUGUGAGUGCCUGUCUCCCUCUCCUCUUUGGCUGAACCGGCCAGUCUUCUUCCCUCACUGGAACUACAUCCCCCAUAAUGCCCCGGGGCAGGAUCAGGAGGUGGCCGGAGGCUACGUCGAGCUGAUUGGUUCUCCGGUUCUGUUGUGUCCCGGUCCUGAUCACGGAUUGGCUAUAAGUCCUGCCGGAGGGGCGGGGCUUAGCGGAGCAGUUGGAGUUCGAGAGGCUUCUGGUUUACUGGACAACAGGACUCGUGGGCAGCGUCUCUCAGUCUUUGGCCUCGUGGGGACAGUCUGCCCCCUGCUGGCCGUGGCAGGAACAACCUUCUUCUGCUUCUGGCUGACGGACGACUCUCACGCCCUGCGUGUCCUGGUCAAGGACAGAAGCCGUCUGUGGUGGGCGGGGUGUGUGUGCGUCGGUCAGGGUGUGUGUGUGACGGCGCUGCGUGUGUGUGUCCUACGAGGCUGGAGAGGAAACAACAUCCUGUGUGUGACCGACCAGUCGCAACUACACACAAACUACACACACGCUGCCACGCCCCCCCCACUGGUGAUGUCACACGCUGAUGAUGAAGAAUGUGAGGAGGCGGAGCCUGAGAGAUGCGUCAACCAAUCAGGUGUCAGGAUGAAAAAGUCCAGAGUCAUCAGUUACCAGGGCACCGUGACUAAGGUGGUGAGUGAGGGGGCCGGACUCUACGUGAUGGACGGGAAGGUGGGGCUGUGCACGGCCAAUCAGCCGCCACCGAGGAGACACCUGAGAGCAGGGGACUCUGUGGAGCUCCAUCACGUCCACUUCCUGUUCCGGCCCUGUCCGGACUUUCCUCCCAGCAUGCUUUGCACCUGCCUGCGCUCCAGCCUCCGGGUCACCGCCUUCAGCCGGCUGGGGGGGGCGGCGCCCGACUCCAGCUGCCCCGGUGACGGAGCGUUGCCCCGGUUAAUGAUGGAGAACAACGUUGGCGUGUCGGAGUACCUGUGGGCGUGUCACCUGAGCUCCCUGCUCACACACAGUCUCGUCCCCCAGGUGCAGCAGCAGUGUGUGUGUGUGUUGUCCUGGAAAGUGAUGGAGUGUGUGUUCGGAGGAGGAGGAGGAAGAGGAGCAGGAGGAGCAGGAGGAGGAGGAGCAGGAGGAGCAGGAGGAGCAGGAGGGGGAAGAGAUAUCUACUCUGAGAUGUUGGACGAGCCUCACACCUGUCCUCUGACACAGUACCGGGCUGACCCGUUAGUCCCUCUCUGCGUGAGCGUCUCCGAGCUCAGCCGGUCUCUGGAGUCCGGCUGCUGGUCUUCGGUCUCUCUGAGGUCUCUGCUGCCCCCUGGUGGAUCUGGUCUGACCAGGUCUCAGAUCAACACGGCACUGGCCUGGUCCUGCAGGACUCUGACCUCUGACCUCCAGGAACCCCCGACUGGAGACCGACUCUGGCGGCGCCCCCUGCUGGUGGUCGGGGUAUUGCAGCUGCCUUCACAUGAUGACGUCACUCUGCAGCUCAGAGACACCACGGGAACUGUGGCCUGUGUUGUCACGGAAACCAGCGAAAAAGAGGAGGGAGGUCAGAGGGCAGCCUUCAACACAGCCUGGCUAGGCUGUCUGGUGUGUCUCCAGAAGUUCACCAUGGUAACGGAGAGGUUCCUCCAAUCAGAUUUCCCCUCCUACGAACACCUGGACCAGGAGGAGUACAUCACACACAGACACUGCAGAGUCUACCUGCAGUUUUCUCUGGACCACCUCCACAUCCUGAGUCCGUCUGUUGCCAUGGUUACACACCUGGCACAGAAGGGGGAGGAGUCAGGAGGUGAUGUCAUAAGCAGGAAGCAGAGAGAAGAAGAAGAGGAGGAAGAGGAGGAAGAGCAGGCUCCUUCUGCAGAAAAGAAGAGAAGAAGAGUGGGCGGCGGCUUCCGGCCCUGCGUCUCCAUGGUGAUCAGGGUGGAGCACAAAGAGGGCGUGGCCUGGAGGAACAUGGCGGCAAGGCUACAGGGGAAAGAGGCGGGGCUGACACUGUGCUUCUCGGUCAAAGCCGCUGUGAUUGGUCCAGUGGUCAGCUGGGGGCGGGACCCCAAGAACCGACCAAUGACGGACAGAGAGACGGAAACGGAGAGCGAGAACAAGGUGGUGCUGGUGCUGCCGGGCAGGGCGGCGGCCUGGUUCCCCCUCCUGCAGCGCGGCCGCUGCUACAGGCUCACCGCCCCCGACACGCAGGAUCCCAGUGUUUUGAUUGGCUGUGGGGUUUCUGGGUCCAAGGGGGUGGAGCUCCACACUGACUCCACCCUCCAGGUCCAAUCUGAUUGGAGGCUCCACACUCUGACCCGCCCACCGCUGCAGGCUCUCUCGCCCACGGUCCUGUCCGUGUCUGACAUCUUGGACUGCAGCUCAGAGCUGGUGUGUUUUCAGGCUCAGGUGUGUGACCGGACCAGCCUCACUGACAGGACCGGUGCCUCUGGAACAGGAGUUCGACUCACAGUGUGUGACCGCACCGGGACGACCCUACAGGUGUACCUGGACUUGAGCCACACCCCCUACCCACCUGGCCUGUUGCCUGGCAACACACUGCUGCUGGAUUCUUUCCAGCGGAGGGUGUCCAGGUCAGGGGGGGUGUACUGCAGCUCCCUCCCCCUCAGCUCCAUCACUGUGGUUGCCCUGGGAGACGCGAGCGCCGCCCGGCCUCCUCCUGCUCCCAUGAUGCAUCUGGGUGUGUGGGCAGUGAGCAGAGAGCAGAGGUGCAUUGUGGGUCAGGUCAGAGGUCAUGUGGUGUGUUUCCUGUUCCUGCAGCUGCAGUGGAGCUGCUCGCUCUGUGGGAGCGUGUACACGCAGGCGUGUUCCCGUCCCCCGUGUCCGUCCACCUCGUCCGUCUUUCAGUCCAAAGCAAAGCUGGUGGUGGAUGACGGCACCGGUGAGGCUCACGUCUGGUUCUCAGGAGCUCUGGUUCGUCCUCUGCUCGGAUUGGCUGAUUCUCAGUGGGAGGGGCUUCAAAGAUCACUCAGGGUCAGAGGUCACAUCACAGUCUACCCCCGGGGGCGCAGCGUGGUGUGCGUCUCUGAUGACCCCCUCCUCCACUUCCUGUUGAGCAUGUGCAGCAGUGGCGUUGUGUGUCGUCAGCUCUCUCUCACCUGCAGACGGCAGAACCACCAGAGACCCGAAGAUAUGAAGCGCUUCACGAGAGGAGAACGAGCCUUCGUGACCCGAGUGGCUCCGCCUCCACAGCUCACCUGUCUGCAGCUGGACUCUGACUAGCCUCACCUGUCUGCACACAGGAAGGGGCGGAGCCAGGUUACCUUUGAAUGUUAGAUCUCACUUUGACACGAUUUGUUGAUAAAAGUAUAAAUCUUUA
Pseudoliparis swirei is the source of this 4336-nucleotide messenger RNA. RefSeq names its product CTS telomere maintenance complex component 1 (gene ctc1). The transcript is spliced from 24 exons. Gene Ontology annotation, biological process: positive regulation of DNA replication; telomere maintenance via telomere lengthening. Gene Ontology annotation, molecular function: telomeric repeat DNA binding; single-stranded DNA binding. Gene Ontology annotation, cellular component: CST complex. NCBI's taxonomy places the organism in Eukaryota, Metazoa, Chordata, Actinopteri, Perciformes, Liparidae. The record is from RefSeq and is a predicted model, not a curated record. Bases 592 to 4239 code for a protein of 1215 amino acids.